Messenger RNA from Cuscuta epithymum, 1099 nucleotides. Lineage: Eukaryota; Viridiplantae; Streptophyta; Magnoliopsida; Solanales; Convolvulaceae. The record is from the annotation of a GenBank genome assembly.
CCACGCUGUGUCUUUUUCCUUAUUAAAGGAGUGGGCAGAGGCGUAGUUGGAGCAGCAAAAAGAAGGCAUCAUAUCCACCCGCAAACACUUGUUGUAGUUUUCUCAUCCAGAUUUUUCUUUAUUUCCCUAGCUAGCUAAUUAAAAAACAAUCCUUCUUUUUUCUUUCUGUAAGCAAUAAACAAAACCAAUCACCAUUAAUUGAACUGUUGUGCGUGCAAAUAUGCAACUGAGGAAGAUGGAGUGCCUGCCUUCUCGUACCGGGCGUGACCUGCAGAGGUAUAAUGUUCAAGGUUGCCGCCAAGUUGUUGGCUGCAUUCCGUACAGGAUAGCCAAGCAAUCAUCCAUUCAUGGGACCCGCGGCCCCAUUGAUGAUCUGGAAUUCCUCCUUGUCAGCUCUCAGAAAAGUCCAAGGAUGAUGUUUCCUAAGGGUGGGUGGGAAGUGGAUGAAUCAUUGGAAGAAGCAGCAAUUCGAGAAAGCUUCGAGGAAGCUGGGAUUUAUGGAGAAGUUGGGAAAUGUUUAGGUAAAUGGUUUUUUAAGAGCAAGAGCUUAGGAGUGUUACAUGAAGGUUUCAUGUUGCCUUUGAUUGUUAUGGAGGAGAUAGAUGAUUGGCCUGAGAAACAUGUACGCCAACGAUUAUGGGUGUCGUAUAGUGAGGCGAUAGAAGCAUGCUUUCAUCCGUGGAUGAAGGAAGCAUUAGAUGUGCUGGUAACUCAGAUCACCCUUCAGCAAGGAGGUGGGGAUGAGAAGACGAAGAAGAAGAAAGAUCACGAGUCUUCAAGAAAGGGAGAAUUGGAAGAGCCCCAUCCCCAUCAUCAUCAUCAGCUACUGUCACUCAAAGAAGCCCCGACGAGCUGUUCCAUCGAGUUCUUGAGGACCGAGUUGAAUGCACUUCUUUAGCUGGCUAAGCUAAUUACCUUUAGGAGCGCAGCAUGCAUGCAAUUCAUGAUUAUAUCCCAGCUAGAAUAUAAUUGGAUGGGUUUAAUUGGUUAAUUGGUUUUGUUUGUUUCCAGCAAGUGUAUAUAUUUUGCAACCGAAUUAGGGCUGCGGGGUUCACAUCAAAUUAAGUUCCGAGACAACCGCUUCUUUAAUUCCAUCCUA